This is a messenger RNA of Haplochromis burtoni (Burton's mouthbrooder), 3510 nucleotides long. RefSeq names its product septin 3 (gene sept3). Gene Ontology annotation, cellular component: septin complex; neuron projection; septin ring. Gene Ontology annotation, molecular function: GTPase activity; GTP binding; molecular adaptor activity. The transcript is spliced from 10 exons. Lineage: Eukaryota; Metazoa; Chordata; Actinopteri; Cichliformes; Cichlidae. The coding region runs from base 212 to 1465 and encodes 417 amino acids. Gene Ontology annotation, biological process: cytoskeleton-dependent cytokinesis. The record is from RefSeq and is a predicted model, not a curated record.
CCCACUCCCUGUCCUCUUGUCGCCUUGGUAACGGAAAAGGAGGGGGCUCACGGCCAGAGGGAAGGAGAGGUACCCGGACUCCUCUUUACAUGAGCGUUCCUGUUAUUGUUAUCAGUGUGGUGGAUAGAUAUUACUGCUUCUCGAAUUCAGAGCGCCUGUAGGUCGCCCGCUGUCUCCACGAGCUCGUUUGGUCAGUUGAACGGGAGCUGACAUGUCAGACAUCGUUCCUCCAGAGGUUAGACCCAAACCAGCUGUCCCUGCCAAACCCCCAAACGUGGGGGCUCCUUCUCCUUCUAGCCCCUUCCCACCCCAGGGCCUGGGUGUCGGAGGAGGCGGCAUCUCUGCUCCCCCACCGAGCGCCAUUCCAGUUCCCAUUGGAAGUCAUGGUCCGAGCCAUGGUGGCAGUCACAGCGUGGGUCAUGGCAUAGGACACAGCGUUAGUCACGCUGGAAGUCACGCUGGAAGUCACGCUGCACCACACAGCGGCGGUCAUGGUCAUGGUGGCUCCCACAGCUCCAGCGGGGGAUCCACUCUGCUGGGAUACAUUGGUAUCGACACCAUCAUUGAGCAGAUGAGGAAGAAGACCAUGAAGACGGGUUUUGACUUCAAUAUCAUGGUAGUAGGUCACAGUGGUCUGGGAAAGUCAACCCUGGUGAACACCUUAUUCAAGUCCCAAGUGAGCAGGAGGAGUGCAGGAUGGGCUCGUGAUGAGAAGAUCCCCAAAACUGUGGAGAUCAAGGCAGUGUCUCACGUUAUUGAAGAGGGUGGUGUGAAGAUGAAGCUGACAGUUGUCGACACUCCGGGCUUCGGAGACCAAAUCAAUAACGACAACUGCUGGGAGCCCAUCUCCAAAUACAUCAAUGAGCAGUAUGAGAAGUUCCUGAAGGAGGAGGUCAAUAUCACCAGAAAGAAGCGAAUCCCGGACACCAGGGUGCACUGCUGUCUCUAUUUUAUCUCCCCAACCGGACACUCUCUUCGACAGCUAGAUACUGAGUUCAUGAAGCGCCUGAGUCACUCGGUCAACAUUAUUCCCAUCAUUGCCAAAGCAGAUACACUGACCAUUGAGGAGAGACAGGAGUUCAAGCAGAGGGUCAGGAAGGAGCUGGAGAUGAGCGGGAUUGAAUUUUACCCACAAAAAGAGUUUGAUGAUGACAUGGAAGACAAGAGUGACAACGAUAAAAUCAGAGAGGCGAUGCCCUUUGCUGUGGUGGGGAGUGACAAAGAAUAUCAAGUGAACGGCAAACGGGUUCUGGGGAGGAAGACAGCGUGGGGAAUUGUGGAGGUUGAAAAUCCAAACCAUUGUGAGUUUGCUCAGCUGAGAGAUUUUCUGAUCAGGUCUCACCUGCAGGAUCUGAAGGAAGUCACUCAUAACAUUCACUAUGAAACGUACCGUGCCAAGAGACUGAAUGAGAACGGAGGUCUGCACCCCAUAUCGUCCGCUGAUACCCAGGAGAGCAACCUGUAGUCAGAGAGAGAGUGAAAACAAUGAGUCCAAUAGAUGAAUCUACAAAAUACUAUAAUCCUUAUCACCACAGCAUUGCUGCAUGCGUGGAAAAGAAAAUUAAUGUGUUAAGAAUUGGUGUCAUUUAAUCCCCAAACUCCACCCAUCCGUUUCUUCAUAUUCUUCCCCACCAAGCAUAUCAAACCCCUCUGUUACCAUUUUCCAUUCAUCCCAGUGAGUCUUUGGAGGAAAGACAUAAUGUAAAAGAGACUUAGUGCCGGUAACGUUUUUUCCACUGCCAGCGCCUUUUCUCAUUGUUCAGAGUGUACAUGGAAAGUGCUCGUGUCUCUCGUGUACGGGAGGCUGAUUUUUAAGCCUGUGUGUUGUGUAGCAACUGACAGCCGAGUUUAGACAAACAAAGUGAUUUGCUCUAAAUAUUAAAAUCAUAAUUCCUGUUUAGCAACGGUGCAUUAGCCGGCUCUGCGGCUGGCUCUGUUGAAAUUGCCGAUUUUAAAUUCUGAGCAGCAGCUGUUCAUUUAAAGGAAGAAUCCCAGCGGCUUUACUGUCAAGAGGGUUUAACGAACAUUACAAGCUGUGCUGCCUUCUUUAAUAACCGAGUCCACGAAGGAAAAUAAUGAACUUUCUUUUGAGAGUUGCAGCAUUAGUCACAUGUAAAAUGCAGUUUAUAAGGAGUCCACAUGGUGAGUAACUGCUCGCUGCCGAUUCAGUGAUUCACGGUAACAAACACAAAUUUAGCUGUUCAUGCAGAUGCAGCUCACCGUGUUUUGUUUCAGCACAGUGCUCAUACAGGAAACUGCAUCUGUGUUCACUUGCAGCAAUGAGCUGUGCUCUUGGAGUUCCACCAUGCAUAUUUUAUCAAGGUUCAGACUGAUUUUUGUUAGAUGUUUCCUGUUUAAAUAGUUGACAGGCAAUAGAUGCAGGAAUUAUAACAAAUUGCAUAUACAAGCUUUCCCAGCUGGAAUGACUUGUUUUUGGUCUUUGAGAGCCACUACUAUCAGUGCAAACGUUGUUUUGUUUAAAUAUUUUUGGUUGUUGUUUUUUUCUUUAUCAUUACCAUUCAUGGCAAGUAGCCAUUCAAUAAAAUAUUAUAUUAAACCCGAAAGAAAUCCCAUCACUGGUUUGGUCAUCGCAUCUUUUUUUGCACACAGGAGAGCAGGAGAAUUGAAAUAUUUUUGAUAUAUUUGUAUUAAUAUUCAAUUCCUGCUGUGCACCACUUGGUGGCAGCAUGCUGCCACAUUAAAGAAGUUUAACGGAGCAGCUCCAUCUGCCCCAGAUGUUCUGACUGCUGAGAUUUUUUUCUCAAAUAUGUCACAUCCAGUUCUGAUGAAGUUUACUCUUCUGCUGUCAGCAGCAAAGACAUUGGGUUUACAAAAAACUUUGAUAAUAUCACCCUUUUCAUAAUAUUAUAACAUUGCCAAGGGGUUUACCAGGUUUUCUUCAGGAACUAAAUAUGAUAUUCUGCCACAGGCUGUCUGCAUUAGAACACAAACUACAAAUCUUUUAACAUAUCUCAAUCUUUUUUUAAAUCCAUUCAGCCUUUUUAAUCAAUCAUAUGUAUUUGUAUGAUUUUGAAAUCAAGUGUGUGCAACAGUAUGGUAGCAGUUGUCCGUGAUUUUAGUGCAGUCAGAGGUUUUCGAGCAGAAAUCUGAAACAGUGUUAAUGAACCAUUGUUCCUGUGUUUGUGUGCAUGCUUGUGUUAAUAUUGCCUGUUUGAUUACAGCCAGUCGGUUCACUCAUUCCUGCAACUUCACAUCCACUAACAGUUACUGUGUUUCUGAAUGUGUGAUGUGUAAAUUUAAUUGAUAUAUCAUAAGGUAAAGCGCUGCUGUCUUACCCCCAAACUAAGCUGAUGGCCCCCACGCACACACAUAUCACCCAGCCCUGUCACUCAGUGAAAACUCGCAAUGUACAUUUAUUUAACAACUUCUCACAAAGUUGCUGUGACACACCGAUGUAUGAUUUCCUGUCUUGUAUGGAGUUAUUUUUACAUUAUGUCUUAUUAUUGUAACUUAUUCUUUAUUUAAUAAAAACACAUGAUCAAGUUCUUA